This is a messenger RNA of Aspergillus aculeatus ATCC 16872, 1263 nucleotides long. Its product is annotated as SDR family oxidoreductase. The transcript has 3 exons. Lineage: Eukaryota; Fungi; Ascomycota; Eurotiomycetes; Eurotiales; Aspergillaceae. The coding region runs from base 99 to 950 and encodes 283 amino acids. The record is from RefSeq and is a predicted model, not a curated record.
CACCAUGGUAUACGACCACCCUGCAUAUAAAGAGCUCGUGAAUGCUUCAAAUUCGUGACUGGUAAUCAACUUCAAUUCUUAAUUUCCAAGUGUCAAUCAUGUCUCAAAUCUAUCUCAUUACCGGUUGCUCGUCGGGACUCGGUUACGAAUUCGCCCGUCAGGCCCUCCACCGAGGCCAUAAAGUCAUCGCGCUUGCCCGCGAUAUUGCCAAGCUUGCCCCUCUGCAAGAGCUUGGCGCAGCUACGCUCACACUCGAUGUGACAGCAUCGCAGGAGGAAUUGGAUCGAACAGCAACAGCGGCCCUUGCGAUUUAUGGCAGCGUCGAUAUCCUGGUGAACAAUGCUGGCUACACGCUCUUCGGAGCGGUAGAAGAUCUCAGCUACGAUGAAUGUCUUAGGGAGUUCCAGACAAAUGUGUUUGGACCAAUAGCACUCACUCGUGCCCUGCUGCCUCAUUUUCGUCGUCGCCGUGCGGGAACGAUCGUCAACAUCGGUUCCCUCUGUGCAUGGGAGACAUACCCGGGUGUGGGUGCCUAUAGUGCUUCCAAGGCGGCUUUUCGAUACUUCACCGAGGCGCUUGGCCAAGAGACUGCCGGCACAGGCAUAAGAGCCCUUUUGGUCGAACCCGGCCAAUUUCGUACAGAUCUCCUGAGCCCGCAGAACAGCACGUUUGUCGAGACCAAUAUUCCAGAGUAUCAAGAUCUGACGGCUGCUUCGUUCGCAAACUUUCGCAAUGCUCACGGCAAGCAACGGGGUGACCCAACAAAAGCCGUGGCUCGUGUUUUGGAUGUCAUCCACGGCGAGAACGAGGCCAGUGGCCGAGAUUGGCCGGGAGAACUGGCGCUGGGCCCCGAUGCAGUGGAAGCCAUCCAGAGCAAAUGCGAGCGAACUUUGAAGCGGUUGCAUGAGUGGCAAGGUUUCUCAUCGGAGACCGACGCUGAACGUGUUUAGCUCGAGAUAAGCCGGCGUUGUAGUGGUUUGUUUUUGAAAGGAGGCUGCUGCAUGACUUGGUCGAUGCAGGAGAGAGCGGACUCGAGGACCUGUCAAUUACAUCAUAAUCAUGGCUGGCCACCUUGGUCACACUGCAGAAAUAUCCGCAGCGCUGAACAGUUCGUCGCCCUCAUAUAGAAGUUUGCAGGUCGGCCCACUUCGUGCAAUGCUGGGUGGAAAGACGGAGUGAGGGGAAGCUGUAAAUACACCGCAUUGAUUAGCCGUUAGGCCCGAUAUAGCCUAACUAUUCAAAAUAGCGACAUGCCGGUGCGUC